UCCAAGGCGGAAUCGUUCCUGGCAUCUUCCUUGUUUGGGUUCCAUCCUCACCGGCUUCCUCACCUCCUUUCUCGCAGGCUAUGCGCUCCGAUGAUGACCUGAGCACCGUUUCCGAGGAGCUGUACAACCGCAAGAUCCGCGUCCCGCCUUUCAGCCACACGCUGGACGGCCUGGUAGCCUUCACCACCUACCACGUGCGCGUGGCCUGCCAUUCCACCGAGGGCCACUCGCCCUGGACCCACUGGGUGGCUAUGGACACCUUGGAAGGGGUGCCUGCAACCGCGCCGGAGAACAUCGAGGCUAAACAGAACGGCAGCUGUUGCACCAUCCUCCGGUGGAGACAGCCGCGGGGCAGCAUCAACGGGAUUCUUCAGGGGUACAAGCUGGUGUGUCAAAGUGGGGAUUCACCCGAGGUGGUUGUGGAUGUGGGACUGACCAACGAGACAGUGUUGUCUCUGAACUCAAGUGUACAGAACUUGACCGUACGGAUUGCAGCCUACACCAGUGCCGGAGACGGACCCUGGAGCGAAGCCAUCACGAUCCUCUCCUCGGAACCAGGUGAAUUACUACCAGCUCCUCAGUCAG
This is a messenger RNA of Notechis scutatus (mainland tiger snake), 585 nucleotides long. The record is from RefSeq and is a predicted model, not a curated record. NCBI's taxonomy places the organism in Eukaryota, Metazoa, Chordata, Lepidosauria, Squamata, Elapidae.